AGCCUAUGUUGCGCUCAAAGUGUCGACACGUGGUGUAAAGGACAUGCCACAGAAGGCUCCGCGCCGAGUCUGCACCAUCAUUCGCCUGUCACAGACCUCUGCUCCAUUGCCGUGUCUUCCCUCCCAUCGUCGAAGAGGGCACAGGCAUAGAUCAAGAACAUCCAGGAUGGGAUCCCGACGCGCUGUCAUCCCUCCUCUUCUGCUCGUCUUCUUGCUCGUGCUGAGCUCAGCAGCCGUGACAGUCAUGGGUGUCAAACACGAAGACUUCAAGCUUUGCUCCCAAUCAUCCUUUUGUCGACGUCUUCGAUCCAUAGCGACGAAGCAGAGUGAUGCUCAUCCAGGAUCAUUUCAAUCUCCCUACUCUCUCGGCUCACCCAUCCCCUCGCCAGAAGUAAAUGGAGCAAGUUGGACUUGGCCAGUCACGUCCAGUUUGUACCCUGAUAUCGGCUUCAAUCUCCGAAUCGACAUUCUCUCACAAGGGGAUGGUAUAGCGAGAGUUCGGAUGGACGAAGUGGGGUCGAGAACACCUCAUAAGCGAUAUAACGAGACUGCCAAAUGGGCUUUGGUAAAUGCUGAACCGUCCUUGGCUCCGACAUCUGCAGUCAAGCUGUCUUCAAGUAAGACAGCCUCAAUAUUGUCAUUCGGUUCUGGACAGAGUCUUGCAGUGGAGCAUGCCCCGCUCAAAAUCACCAUGUUACGCGACGGAAGACCAGAGAUAGUCUUGAACGAACGAAGCCUUUUCCACAUGGAGCAUUUCAGGACAAAAGCCGUUGACUCUCCGGCGGAUCCCGAGGCCAUUCAGAGUGAGGGCGAGCAGGCCGUCUUGAAGGGCGAUGAGAUGGAUCGAUCAUGGUUCGAGACGGCUGAUAACGAUAUGUUUGAAGAAAGCUGGAAGCGAUGGAGAGAUUUAAAGCCGAAAGGACCCGAAGCUCUAUCCCUUGACAUCACCUUUCCAGGCGUCCAACAUAUUUAUGGUCUCCCGGAGCACGCUUCACCAUUAUCACUGCCUGAUACAGUGGGAUCUGCUGCAAGAUACUCGGAGCCUUAUCGACUGUUCAACGUGGACAUUUUCGAGUAUCUUGCAGACUCCCCCAUGUCCCUGUACGGUGCAAUCCCUCUUCUCCACGCACAUUCCAAGACGUCUUCGGUGGGCGUCCUCAACCUGGUUGGAUCAGAGACGUGGGUUGAUGUCCUGCACGAUCAAGCGGACGUACACACGCACUGGAUGUCUGAGUCUGGAAUUCUGGAUGUCCUUCUGCUGCCUGGACCUAGACCACAACAGCUGUUCGAACAAAUGGCCGUCUUGACCGGUCCCACGCCUCUCCCACCUCAAUGGUCCACAGCGUACCAUCAGUGCAGAUGGAAUUAUAUCGACGAAGCUGAUGUCCUGGAGGUCGACAAGAAAUUCGACGAGGUAGAUAUUCCCCUCGACGUCACUUGGCUCGAUAUCGAAUACGCAGAGGAACACAAAUACUUUGAAUGGGACAAGAAGCAUUUCCCAGAGCCGACCAGAAUGCUGAAGAAGGUCGAGGAGAAGGGACGCAAGAUGGUGGCCAUCGUCGAUCCUCACAUCAAAAACUCUGAUUUUCGCAUCGCCAACGACGCCAAGCGACUGGACAUUCUCAUCAAAGAUGCCAACAAGAAUGACUUUACAGGCUUCUGUUGGACCGGAAACAGCGUCUGGGUGGACUUUUUCAACCCCAAGUCUAUGGAGUGGUGGAAAGAAAUGUUCACGUUCCAGGUUUGGGAGGACUCCGCCAAGAACCUGUUCAUCUGGAACGACAUGAACGAACCUUCAGUCUUUGACGGUCCGGAGAUCACGGUACCCAAGGAUUCUCUCCAUUAUGACGGAUGGGAGAAUCGAGAUGUCCACAACAUCAACGGGAUGCUUUUCCAUCGAGCGACGUCGGAAGCUCUGGUAGCUCGAGAAACGCCGUCCCAACGACCGUUUGUCCUUUCGCGAGCCUUUUUCGCGGGAUCGCAACGAUACGGUGCCAUCUGGACGGGCGAUAACAUGGGAACGUGGGAUCACAUGGCGGGAGAGACCGCCAUGUUGUUGUCCAACAAUAUUGGUGGCAUGUCCUUCUGUGGAGCCGACGUCGGUGGAUUCUUCGGCAACCCUAGUGAAGAGAUGCUUGUCAGAUGGUACCAGGCCGGGGCAUUUAUGCCAUUUUUCCGGGCCCACGCCCAUGAGGAUACUCGUCGACGAGAACCAUUCCUGUACGACGAGCCGAUCAGGGGCUACAUCAGGGACAGUAUCCGACUGAGAUAUCAACUGCUCCCCAUGUGGUACAAUGCUUUCCACGAUGCCAGCAUUAGUGGCGUACCCAUUAUCAAACCUCAAUACGUUGUCUUCCCUGAGGAUGAGGCUGGGUAUGCGAUCGACGAUCAGUACUACAUCGGUGACUCUGGAAUCCUCUUCAAGCCAGUCACAUCAGAGGGCGCGACAAAGACGGAUGUGUAUAUUUCUGACGACCAGCCUUACUACGACUAUUUCACCCACCGCCUUCACCCCGCCGCAUCGCAUUCCAGACGUCUGACCUUUGACACGCCAUUGUCUUCGUACCCCUUGUUGAUCCAAGGAGGCCAUAUUAUCCCCUCUCGCCAGCGUGUUCGUCGAGCUUCGCCCUUGAUGUGGCAGGAUCCAUUCACGCUGACUAUUACCGUCUCAAAACAAGGUACUGCGACUGGUCAAUUGUACCUCGAUGACGGGGUUUCAUACGGCUAUCAAUCUGGAGAGUACGUCUGGCGCCAAUUCGACUUCACGUCGUCAAAGACUGGUGCAAAGUUGAUCUCCUCGGAUCGAUCGACGAGACAGAGUGAAGCUGUCACACAGAACGCCGUGACGCCUUACGAUGAAUCAAACCUUUGGGCCAAGUCGAUCGCUCACGUCAAGAUCGAGCGGAUUAUUAUUCUCGGUCUGGCCGCUGAGCCCAAGAGUGUGACUGUCGCCGGACAAAAGCUCGAGUCCACUUGGCGAUCGGGAGCGGCGGGCAAUGCCAACAAGGAAGGAGCGAGUUCCGAGCUGGUCAUCAAGAACCCUGGCGUCGGCGUCAUAGGUGGAUGGGAGGUGAAUCUCAAUUAGAAGGGCUUUUCACAGUCCAUGAGUGAGACGUUACAAAAUCAUGUGGACACUUUAUUUUCGCCUCACGACUAGAAUACAU
Messenger RNA from Kockovaella imperatae, 3164 nucleotides. Its product is annotated as putative alpha glucosidase. Gene Ontology annotation, cellular component: glucosidase II complex. The coding region runs from base 44 to 3085 and encodes 1013 amino acids. Gene Ontology annotation, biological process: carbohydrate metabolic process; N-glycan processing. NCBI's taxonomy places the organism in Eukaryota, Fungi, Basidiomycota, Tremellomycetes, Tremellales, Cuniculitremaceae. Gene Ontology annotation, molecular function: alpha-glucosidase activity; carbohydrate binding. The transcript is spliced from 6 exons. The record is from RefSeq and is a predicted model, not a curated record.